Messenger RNA from Bombus pascuorum, 4435 nucleotides. Its product is annotated as protein RUFY3. The transcript has 9 exons. Gene Ontology annotation, molecular function: metal ion binding. The record is from RefSeq and is a predicted model, not a curated record. Gene Ontology annotation, cellular component: cytoplasm. NCBI's taxonomy places the organism in Eukaryota, Metazoa, Arthropoda, Insecta, Hymenoptera, Apidae. The coding region runs from base 755 to 2704 and encodes 649 amino acids.
GAGAAUCAAUAUUACUUUUCGCCGGCGAUUCGCCAUUUUCGUCGUAAAAUUUUUCGUGAGCAACGGAACACACGUCAUACGUAGUUUUCCCCGACAGUGAAUCAGUCUCUGCGAUGUUGAGCUCUUAAGAAACCAACUGCCGCAACGUUCAGCUACGAUGUAGCACUAAAACCGAGUGCGAACGGCCGUAUUUCUGCUUUAGCCAAAGUUUCUUUUCAUCGCUUUUACCGCAGUGUCUAUAUUUCAUUUUCUCCAUAUCACGAACUAACUGUUCAAGCAAUUUAACAAUAUCAAUAUCGUACAAAUAUCACGGACCGGAUCUAUUAAAACAGCAAAAGAAUUAUUAUUGCUGUUCGUGUAAACAUAAAGUGAUCGAAAUAAGUAAAAUCAAAUUAUCAAUUUGACCAAUACGAACCAACUAAGUUACAUCAGUGAAACGAAUCAGCUGAUUGAAAUUGUCAAGAGCAACAUCGACUGGAAGAAUUCUAGUGACAUCAUUGGAGCUGAAGAAGAGCUUUGUUCCAAGAGACAAGUCUAAUUAAUUAAUAUCAGAAGAGUUAAACCAAAAUUCUCCAGACAUCUUUUCUCAAGGAAACUGAAGUUAACGAAACAGAGGAGACUAAUCUUUUGAAAUAUUACAUUACAUUAAAGAAUAGUCACUGAGAGGAUCGAUAAAGAAGGAAAAGGUUCGGUUAAGGUAAGAACUCCAUAGUUGGAGUGACCUAAAACAAUCCAUUGUUACGAACGAUCUUCUAUGCGGCAAGAAUCCAAAAACGGUCUGAAGAUCAGGCCACCGGGUGACCACGGUGUGCAUCACAGUGGGGUCAUGCUUGAAGAAGACAUGGCUGGCGCUCAGGAUACGAUAUACCUGUGCAACUUCCGUGUUUCUGUCGACGGCGAGUGGCUGUGCCUGAAAGAGCUUCAGGAUGUCGAGUUUUCGUUGCAGGAGUCGAUGCAACGUUCACCAUCGCCACCGCUCGCUCUCAGUGGUAUUAACCAUCAUCAUCAUCAUCAUCAUAACGAUCAUCAUCGUCAGCAACAGCUUCCCGAUCAGCAAGAGCUUCGCGAUAUAAUGCCGCCAAGCCCACCGCCAUUGCAGCACGUUUCCAGCUUGUCACGCGAUCCAGUCAUCAUCGAGAGGAGUAAUCUUGUGAAUAUUUCGAAAUUAAUUGUGAAGGAGCUGAUCGAAACGUCUUUGAAGUAUGGUCGGAUGCUCGAUUCUGAUCAUAUGCCAUUACAACAUUUUUUCAUCGUUCUUGAACACGUGCUUAGGCAUGGUUUACGACCAAAGAAGGGUCUACUUGGACCCAAGAAGGAGCUUUGGGAUAUACUUCAGCUCGUUGAGAAAUAUUGUUCCGAAGCACAGGACAUUACGUCCAGUAUUCGUGAUCUACCUACUGUUAGGACUGCAAUGGGUAGAGCGCGAGCAUGGUUGCGUAUGGCGUUAAUGCAGAAAAAGCUAGCGGACUACUUGAAAGUUUUAAUCGACCACAAGGAAGAUAUAUUGUCCGAGUAUUUUGAGCCUGACGCUCUGAUGAUGAGCGAGGAGGCAAUCGUUAUAAUGGGCUUGUUGGUGGGUUUGAACGUAAUCGACUGCAACUUCUGUGUAAAGGAAGAAGACCUCGAUUGUCAACAAGGUGUGAUCGAUUUCUCGCUAUACCUGCGAAACAGCAAUCAUAUACCCGGUGAAUCUCCAGACGACGAGCUUGAAAAUGAUAACAUGACAACUGUUCUCGACCAGAAAAAUUACAUCGAGGAACUAAACCGACAUCUAAACGCAACUGUGACAAACCUUCAAGCCAAAGUGGAAUCCUUGACAACGACAAACGCUCUUAUGAAGGAGGACCUAUCUAUCGCUAAAAAUAACAUUCUAUCGCUUCACGAGGAGAAUAGACAAUUGAAAAAAGAGUUGGGAAUCGAAAUCAAAGACACGAACGAGAAUGGAAAACCACCGAUCAAAAUUACUGAAACGACGACAGAGAUCGAGGAGUUGAGAAGUAGGCUAGAUGCUGAAAAGAAAUUGCGGCAGGAUGUAGAAAAGGAAUUGGAAUUACAGAUUAGUAUGAAGUCAGAAAUGGAAGUGGCUAUGAAGCUGUUGGAGAAAGAUAUUCAUGAGAAACAAGAUACGAUCAUAUCGUUGCGACGACAGCUCGACGAGAUCAAGUUAAUUAACUUGGAAAUGUAUAAAAAGCUACAGGAAUGUGAGCACGAACUAACGCAGAAAGGAGAAAUGGUGAGCCGGCUUCAUGCGAAGACGAAUCAAAUCGGCAAGAUCCUGAAUAAUCUCGAGAAGUGCAACCACAUGAAAAAGGAUGGGGAAAAUAUUCGUAGCCCAACUACGCCGAGCAGUAUCUCGAAAUCGAUUCUUAAUAAGACCAGUCCCACUUCACCACGAUGUUACUCGUCUGCAGACAAUGUAUCCGCGGUUGAUUAUCAGCACCCUCCUAAUAAUCAGCAACAAUCAGCUAACAAUAAUCAAAAACCGAAUAAUAACCAGCAAACUAACAAUCACCAACAAUCCACUAAUGCUCAGCAGCAAUCCCUCACUAAGCAACCAUAUUCUCCUAAUAACAACGGACAAACGAGGGGUAACGAGCAACAAAAUGGCGCUAACGAAAAGGAAAUGGCAAAGCCUGAUACCCUAGAACAGAGUAAAUCGAACGGUGAGAUUUCUAUGGAGGCGGAGGAACAAUCGACUGCAUAAAAGAACACUGUUUCUAGAGAAUGGUUUUUAUACUAUGCAUCUUCAUACUCCGUUUAAUAUUUCGACUAAUCAAGGGCGUAUAAAUGACGGCAAAUCCUUUAUACGAACGUGUUCCUGAAAUGUCCAAUGACAUUUUAAAGAAUGUCGAUGUAUAUAGAAGUACUAGUGUAUUUCAACAUUUGUUAAUUGACAAUUCUGUACAUAAUUUAUGAAAUGUGAUUUUUAUUUAAUUUUUUGUAUUUGAUAAUAGAUUUUCUUAGGUACUUAAAUUAUCUCUCUGUUUCAAUUUUUAGUUUCAAUAAAUUCUUUAACUCAUUAACUUGUUGCUAAUCUCUUGAACAUAAUAAUUUCUUUAUUUAGAGACCACCCGUCUUUCUUUCUUAUUGCUUCUGUUAAAAAUAAAUUACGUCAUAAUUAUAUCUAUAGGGUUUAAAAUCGAUAUAGCUGAAACUGAUUUGUCUUUAUUAAUUUGUCAUUUUUUAAUUAUGAAAGUUUCUAACUGAAGAAUGCCCUAGUUAAUACAUUAAUAAAUCUCCUACAUAGAAAAUCUGUAUUAUUCUGAAAUAAGUUGAAACAGAGGAGAUUAUACAUUAUUUAAGUUAGUAGACAUUGACUGUAUAUCGUGUAACUGUAAUCGGAGCCUAAAAGCAUAACUGUUAUGAUACAUUUGUGGAUAUAAUGAUUGUUAAUGAAUAGAAUUUAAUCGCGAAAAAUGUUGUUGGAUUAUUCAGAAGCACUAUUAUUAUACAUUUAACGCUAAACAAGCUAUAUCACUUAGAUCUUUCACAGGGCAGGACUUUAUAUAUCUAAAAUGCGUAGAAUAUGAACGAGAAUGAAAUAUUCGAUAUUUAAUUAUCCAGCAAUUCAUGCAUCAAUAAGCUUUUAAAUGCAACACCUGUCGUGGUGUGUUUCAAUCGAGACACUUUAUGAAUGUAACUGUGCUUUGUUACGGCAUAGUUAUGCUAUUUCAAUAAAAUUGCUAUUUUGUCCACAGAACUAUCGACGACAAUAACAUUAUUAUACACAUGUUUUUCACAUCUUCACCAUAUUCAACCAGGAUGCGUUUUAUUGUUCUUCAGAUUCUGAUUAUAAUUAUUAUCCUCUUUUUGUAGAGUGUCUCGGAUACUUAAUUUCAAUCCAUCGUGAAAACAUUGUAUCUUAACGAAUAUUAAUUAUCCUGUCAAAUUGAUAGCAAUUUUUCUCUAUCAAAUAAUUUAUCAUUGGAUUUUGUUAACAGAGAAAGUAGAUUCAUUUAUAUUUAUCGAACAUUUUCACGGAUUCCCGAUAAAUGCAAUGGAAGGUAAUAUCAAUUGACAAAUAAUUAAUAUUCUAUUUGAAACUCGACGAAAAAGAAUCUUUUAUUCAACUUAUGUUUAAUGGUAUUGAAAACUCAUGUUGCACGAUUUUCCAUUAAUUUCACCGUACAUUAACGAUUACGACGUCUGAAUCUUUUAGAAAACUGUUUUACAUUUAUCAUAUACAUAUUACAUGAUCCACAUUGGUACAGGAUGAGCUUGCAGCUAUAAAUUACACAAUGUACAUUUUACUUCUAAGGAUUACGUGCAAUUUCAGGGCUCUUCCUUUAAUCGAGAAACAAAUGAAACGGUUCUUUUUGCCUUUCACUGAAAUAGCGUUUAUUUCAGGAGUGCGAAGGCUCGCUUAAGCAUAAAACAGAACUGAUCACUAAAUUGGAGGCUAAGACGCUAUCGAUGACUGAAACCAUCCAGAAAA